UCACACUGGCAUUUCUGUUCUUCCACACUUCAGGCUGAAAAACUGUAAACAAAUCCGCAUGCGAGUGUAAUAAGAGAGUGAACAUGGCUCGGAAAAAGGGAAAAGGAAAAGGGAGGGCUGCCCGCAAUGCAAAAGUUAACGAGACUGGAGAUGACAGAGAUGAACGGUUCUCAAAGGCACCACAUUCAUUUGUCUUCCAUCGUGGUCAUGUUGGUAAAACAGUAAAAGAGCUUGUUUCAGACACAAGAAAAAUCAUGGAACCCUUCACAGCUUCCAGACUGAAAGUGAGGAAGAGGAACGUGAUGAAAGAUUUCUUGACGAUAGCAGGACCCAUGCACGUUUCUCACUUCAUUGUGUUCACAAAGACAGACAUUGCCACGUACAUGAAGCUCAUCUGUGUCCCGAGGGGGCCAACCCUCACGUUCAAGGUCUGCGAGUACUCCCUUUCCCGGGAUGUCUUGUCUUUCCAGAAGCAUCCGGAUGUGGAGUCCAAGUUGUUCAACAACCACGCGGUGAUGGUGACCAAUAUUCCGGCGGACUCGAUGGAGAAUAAAUUGAUGAAUGUGACGUUCAAGAACAUGUUUCCUUCCAUCAACCCAAAUACUGUGAAGUUGAACAACAUGAGAAGAACAGUGCUAGUGAAUUACGACAAGGACACAAAAACAGUGGAGAUUCGUCAUUUCACAAUGAAAGUUGUUCCCACUGGAAUAAGUCGAGCCAUGAAGAAACUGAUGAGGCCCAAACUUCCAGAUAUGAGUAACCAUGAAGACAUUGCAGAUGUUUUCUUGGAUAGAGGAAUGUCCGACAGUGAAGGGGAACAAGAUGGUCCCCAUAGUCAGGUGACGGUGUCACAGAAGAUCAAAGACAGAGGAGUAGCCCGGAAUGCCACAAAUGCUAUCAGGUUGAAGGAGAUUGGACCCCGACUAAGUCUGCAGCUCAUCAAGAUUGAAGAGGGCUUCGAGGGAGGCAACAUUUUGUUCCACGCUUUAGUGCAGAAAACACCAGAGGAAGUGGAAGCUUUGAAAGCAAUAAAGCUGAAUAAGAAGAAAGAGAAACUGGCCCGAAAGCAGCGUCAAGAGGCCAAUGUGAAUAAAAAGAAAGAGGCGAAAGAGGAGCAGAUCAGGAAGACGGUAGAAGGAAUGGAGCGAAAGAAGCUGGAGACAGGCAAUGAUGAUGAUAAUGAUGAUGAGGAGGAGGAGGAGA
Messenger RNA from Aplysia californica (California sea hare), 1203 nucleotides. RefSeq names its product S-antigen protein. Gene Ontology annotation, cellular component: preribosome, large subunit precursor. NCBI's taxonomy places the organism in Eukaryota, Metazoa, Mollusca, Gastropoda, Aplysiida, Aplysiidae. The record is from RefSeq and is a predicted model, not a curated record. Gene Ontology annotation, biological process: rRNA processing; ribosomal large subunit assembly. Gene Ontology annotation, molecular function: rRNA binding.